UUCGCAUUUCGCACCUCACAGUCCGUAUCUCCACCCCACGCCUUUUUUGUCACUGUCAGAAUCGUGCUGCUCGAACCCGAACGCCGAUCCGUAAUGGUAUAGGGUGCAAACCCAAUGCGAUCAUUCAUUGUUCGUUCAUUCAUUCAUUCACUCAUUUCCCUACUCUCUGAGAAAACAAUAUAAAAUUCCCCCAAAACUGAACUUGAUUCGCUUUCCUAGGCUGAAAGUUCAAUCUCUGCCCGCAUUGACGGCUCCGCCUGAUUCCGUCUACACCCAUAAAUUUGGCAGCAUCGUUCUUCCUCCGUACUCGGAUAUUACUGUGGUUUGACGAUACUUUGCCCACGCAUUUGUUUCUGGAUCUUGCUUGUUGCGAAAUGUGGAAUCUGUGAAUUUGCCUCUACUUACUCUGUUGGUUAUAUCUGCGGCGAGGGAAGAAGUUCAAGUUAGAUUCGGUGCCUGAAGUCGUCAAGAGAUGAGUGCAUAUAUCGUUGGUGUUCUUGUACCUAUCGUAGUUACACUUUUCUUUCGAAACACCAAAAGAGCGAAGAGAAGAGGCUUGCCUGUUGAUGCUGGCGGGGAUCCUGGUUUUGCUGUUCGGAAUAGUAAGCACGCUGCGCCUGUGGAAUCAGCAUGGGAAGGCAUCUUUACUCUUGCAGAGCUCUUUGAGUACUCAUGCAAGCAGCACCAAGACAGACGCUUACUUGGAACCCGGAAAUUGAUCUCAAAAGAGACUGAAGUAACUAAAGAUGGAAGAUCCUUCGAGAAGGUUCAUUUGGGUGACUAUGAGUGGCUAACAUAUGGUCAAGCAUUUGAAGCUGUGUGCAGUUUUGCUUCUGGUCUAGUGCAACUUGGGCAUAAAAAGGGUGAACGUGCAGCUAUCUUCGCUGACACUAGAGAAGAAUGGUUUAUUGCCUUGCAGGGAUGCUUUAGGCGCAAUGUUACAGUUGUAACCAUAUAUGCAUCUUUAGGAGAAGAGGCAUUAUGUCACUCGUUAAAUGAGACAGAAGUCACUACUGUGAUUUGUGGCCAGAAAGAGUUGCAUAAACUUUUAAGUAUUGGUGGACAGCUUAAUACAGUGAAGAAUGUGAUAUGUAUGGAUGAGAUUCCUCAGAGCAUUAUAAACUCUGAGCAUGACGACUGGAAAAUCACCUCAUUUGCUAAAGUUCAAUUGCUUGGCCAGGAAAGUAAAGUGGGUGCUGAAUUACCCAUUUCAGCUGACAUUGCAGUUAUAAUGUAUACAAGUGGAAGCACUGGAUUGCCCAAGGGUGUGAUGAUGACACAUGCAAAUGUCUUGGCCACAGUUUCUGCUGUCAUGACUAUAGUUCCUGGUCUCGGAAAGAAGGAUACCUAUCUCGCAUACUUACCCAUGGCUCAUAUCCUUGAGUUGGCAGCAGAGAAUGUAAUGGCUGCUGUUGGAUGUGGUAUUGGUUAUGGGUCUCCUUUAACACUUACUGAUACAUCUAACAAGAUUAAACGAGGGACAAGCGGUGAUGCGACUGCUCUUGUGCCAACAGUAAUGACUGCUGUCCCAGCAAUUUUGGAUCGUGUUCGGGAUGGGGUUCUUAAAAAGGUGAAUGGGACAGGUGGAUUAGCAAAGAAAUUGUUUGAUUUGGCAUAUAAUCGUAGAUUAUCUGCCAUGAACGGUAGUUGGUUUGGGGCUUGGGGUCUGGAAAAGCUUUUAUGGAACUUUCUUGUGUUUAGAAAGGUACAAGCAAUUCUUGGAGGUCGCCUUCGUUUUCUGUUGUCUGGAGGGGCACCUCUUUCUGGUGAUACCCAACGAUUCAUCAACAUCUGUCUCAGUGCUCCAAUAGGCCAGGGUUAUGGUCUUACUGAGACUUGUGCUGGUGGGACAUUCUCCGAGUUUGAUGACUUAAGCGUUGGUCGUGUGGGAGCUCCACUUCCUUGCUCAUUUGUUAAGUUGAUUGAUUGGCCCGAAGGUGGAUACCAGACUAGCGAUCUGCCAAUGCCUCGUGGAGAAAUUGUAAUUGGUGGUCCAAAUGUUACACUUGGAUACUUCAAAAAUGAAGAAAAAACUAGAGAAUCAUACAAGGUGGAUGAGAGGGGAAUGCGGUGGUUCUACACUGGUGACAUCGGGCAAUUUCAUGCUGAUGGUUGCCUUGAAAUUAUUGACCGUAAAAAGGAUAUAGUCAAACUUCAACAUGGAGAAUACGUUUCCUUGGGAAAGGUUGAAGCCGCACUCAGUGGGAGCCCGUAUGUUGACAAUAUAAUGCUGCAUGCUGAUCCUUUCCAUAGUUUCUGCGUGGCACUUGUCGUGGCCUCUCAACAUGCAGUAGAAGAAUGGGCUUCUAAGCAAGGAAUCGAUACAAGCGAUUUUGCUGAACUCUGUCAUAAAGAAGAAGUAGUGAAGGAAGUGCAAUCAUCACUUGUUAAGGAAGCAAAGAAGGCGCGAUUAGAGAAAUUCGAGAUCCCUGCGAAAGUCAAAUUGCUAUCGAACCCAUGGACUCCUGAAUCUGGACUAGUUACUGCAGCUCUCAAGCUUAAAAGAGACAUUAUUAGGAAGGCUUUCUCCGAAGACCUCUCUAAACUGUAUGCCUGAUGAUUAUGUUCUGCCCACAACUUGGAUAUGGAGAAAUUGUCCUUGGAGUUAGGUUGGUUUUCCAGGAUUAAUUCUCUCUAUUUCUUAUCCAUUACGUUUUCCUAGGUUGUCUUGUGAUUUUGGUUUACUUUUAAAUAUUUUCUUUUAAGGUUGUCUUUAACUAUUCGCGAGUACUGGAAUUUAGUUCUUAAUAAGAAAUGAGGAAGGUACCAGUUUUGUUUUGCUU
Messenger RNA from Momordica charantia (bitter melon), 2783 nucleotides. It is a transcript of the gene LACS9, whose product is annotated as long chain acyl-CoA synthetase 9. Lineage: Eukaryota; Viridiplantae; Streptophyta; Magnoliopsida; Cucurbitales; Cucurbitaceae. Gene Ontology annotation, molecular function: long-chain fatty acid-CoA ligase activity. The record is from RefSeq and is a predicted model, not a curated record. Gene Ontology annotation, cellular component: endoplasmic reticulum; membrane.